AUGCCGGCUGCAUCUCCAGAACGCAUGGAUUCGGCCGUCGACAUCUCUCCGACUUCAUCAGAAGAUUCCAGCCUGUCUGACUGGCCAUUUGGCGACCCUGAUGACGAUGCAGACACUUCAGAGGUCGCAUUUACAGUAGCUCCUCAGGAACCAUCCAAGAGUUCUGUUUGUCCUUUCAAAGCCCCGACGAGCAAAGGCUCGGUACUGCCUCCAUUAAAAUCUAGCAAUGUCUUUUCAGAAUCAGCAAAAGCAGCCCUCGCCUGGGCACCGAAGACCUGGAGGCGGGAUCUCAAACCCAUGCUUCGGUAUGUAGUUGUGGAGCCUGAUGAAACAACCCGGGUCAAAUACUUGACCUGGGAUCAGUCGGGUGGCGAAGGCCUCGGGCCCCGUACCACAGGCGACUUCUUCAGCGAGGACGACUACGAUCAAUCCGAACCUCUGUUGCUCAAAGCUGGCGACUGGAAUCACGCAACCAUCUGCUUCUUUAAAAGCUACCAAGAUGAUGAGUGGGAGAUAUUGCACACGGUGUCUGGGUACGAGAGCAUAAAACUCCCCACAUUAAGUGGAAAGGCGAUCUGGACAGAGAAACCGAGUGUCGAAUGGGUCGGUUUGGAGUUCUGCGACACUAUUUUAAACGGAACUUUUGGAGUCGGUCAAAAUUCUCACCGUGGCAGAUUACGUGUUGUCACGCAUGAAGCAUUUGAAGAUAGCGACUUGGAAAUGGUCAUGAAGAUUUGGCCAUCGCCCAUGAGUAGUAAGCUCGGACUAGAGAAUGAGAUGAUGGCAUACAAAGCUUGUGAUGGCUGGGACAUUACGCCCGAGUUUGUCGGCUAUGUCACAGAGCAGGGCAGAGUCAUCGGAAUGUUGACUAAGUACCUUGAAGUCGCGCACAAGCCGGAGAAUGAUGAGGAGAAGGAGCUGUGCCGCACAGCUCUGCACAAUUUCCAGGCAAUGACUGGAUGGCAGCGCAGGCCCAAGGCCAGCCACAAAGGCAAUUAUCUCAUUGACAACGGCAAGGUCUUCCUCAUCGACCUCGCCAAUGUGUACCCACCUGAGGAGGUUGCCAAGAAAGAUAAUGACUGGACGCAGAAAAUUCUGCAUGAGGAUUUUGACGCGUACUAG
This is a messenger RNA of Diaporthe amygdali, 1122 nucleotides long. RefSeq lists its product as uncharacterized. The transcript is spliced from 3 exons. The coding region runs from base 1 to 1122 and encodes 373 amino acids. The record is from RefSeq and is a predicted model, not a curated record. NCBI's taxonomy places the organism in Eukaryota, Fungi, Ascomycota, Sordariomycetes, Diaporthales, Diaporthaceae.